Molecule: messenger RNA, 3109 nt
Organism: Symbiodinium necroappetens
Lineage: Eukaryota; Dinophyceae; Suessiales; Symbiodiniaceae
Source: the annotation of a GenBank genome assembly
AUGGGACGUUCGACAGGCACCCGCUGCCCUGUCAGAUACAUCCUGAGAAACUCUCCCACUCGUGCUUAUUGGACAGUGGGAGGUACGGAGUGUCAAACAAGAGAAGACGUCCGGAAAAAGGUCAGCGAUUACAUGAUGCAAUUGGGCAACAAAUUCGAUCACAAGCCUUUGAAUGUGGAGAUCUUUGAACCUGCUAGGAUCGACAUGGACAUCACAGAUCUGCCCGGUCUGAAAGACAAAAAGGAGCCGGAUGCGAAGGAAAUCCGUGCCAUUACAGAGUCCUACUUGAACAGUGAUGACGUGUUUCCUGUGGUUCUCUGCAAGGCCGAGAAAAACCAUGAGACACAGCUCGAUUUGGAUUCACUGAGUGAGCUGGGGCUCGAUUCGAAAAAAGCCCUUAUAGUGGCCAACUAUUUCAACAAGCAAAUCGGGGACUUUUCGAAGGUGUCAGAUCUGAACACUUACUGCGAAGGAUACCAAGGAAAGUAUCCGCAGAUUCGCUUUGUGAUGUUGCACCCCCAUGAUAGCAUCAACAAGGAAGGGAUGAGUUUCCAGGAGCUGUCGGACUACUAUGAGAAGCUGCCAGAGAAUGAGAAGCAAGCCUUGGAUAAUCAUGUCAAACGCAUGGAGGUAGAUGCAACGCCAAAGCCUUCCGUGAGAAAGAACAUGGGCGUCAACUCGGCUUUCGAGUUCAUGCACACUCAGCUACACCGUUGGAUGCAAGACAAUCGCGAUAGAAUCAGACGUGCAUUGCAGGAAAGGCUGACCCGGAAAAAGGACGAGAUGGCUGCUCUUGAAGCAGCUCUUGGUGAAGACGAAGAUGUGAAGAGACUGUGGCGAUACUACAUUCUUGACUUUCAGCGGGUGCUCUCCUCCAUCUAUGAGGCUAAGCAGAUUCAUGUUAGAGAUGUGCACGACACCUCACGCUACGGAAAGGGCAAGGAUUGGGCAUUUACGACCGACGAUCUCGAGGUAGGCCGAACUUUCCAAGAAGUGGAGCAGUUGAUUCCGGAUGGUGACAGGAAGGCUUGGACGAUGGAUUAUGAGGCGCUUGAGGAGCAGCUGCAGGGCACACAUACUGGUCGGACGCUACAGUGGCGCUUGGCUGCACAUGCAGGCUUCACCAGACUGUUGAACGUCGUCGGCUACAUGAUCAUGCGUCAUGGCUUGAGGCCUCUCUCGCUGUCGGAAAUGUAUAGCAAGAAUGCCCAUGACAAUUCCGGCCUGACCCACACUUUUAACAAGCACACAGUGUUGAAGCAGCUGGUCGUAGAGAAGAUGUUCGAUUUGCAGAAUCUUAUGCAAGCGGCACUUUCGCAUGUGGAAGCCUUGUACAAGGCCGUUUCCUCAGUUGCUGAACGCGUAGACUGCAUUGACAAGUCUCAUUUGUUUGGUGAAUUUGGUGAUCAAGUUUGGAUGUGGUACAUGGCAGUCGUGUGUGUCUGGGAACUUCCCAUGAUCGACAGUCGAGCUCUGUUAGUAUCAUGUCUUGAUGCGGAUGAGUCUCGGGGGUUCACUGACUACACUGCUGCAGCCAAGUGUUUUUUGAAUAUGACACUUACGCCUUGGUUUCCCAUUCGGAACCUUUCUGAGGCGCCAGUGGAAGCAGUCCAGGAGAUUGUGCAACGAUCCCAUCCGUCAGUGAAGUCUCACCACGCUUUCCGUGCCAGAUUGUCAGAGGUAUUCGGACAGUUGCUCGUUGACAAGCUGGAAACGGCUAAAGAGGUGCUACACCACCUGAUAGAGCAGAAGACCACUUUCUUUGGUGUGGAUCUCACCACACGUCUGAUUGCAUUGGUGGCGCUGGCACCUUUGCGUCAGGACAUCUUCCAGGAAAAGCCAUCUGUUUUCGAAAACGAGAUUCAGAUGGAGAACGACGAGAAGGGGUCUGGAGAGUCUGCUUCGACGACUGCUUCGAGCAACUCCCAAAAGAACCUUCAUCAGACUCGAGACGUUUCUUAUCGGCCCUCCACCUCAACUUCAGAUUCAGCUGUGCCUGCCCGGUACCACCCACGCCGAGAGGCCGUGCUGUCGGUCAAAAGGGCGCUCCACAAGACCCGGAGCAAAUUCUGCACCAUUGACUUCAUAGAAGGCGGGCAUCAAGAUCUGGCCCCUGAGGAAUACACGACCAUAGAUGAGAAGGAGUUCAACAAAGACGGAGAGCAGUACUUUCGCGUGCUAAAGGGUCUCCUCGUGUUGGAGGUGGAGAGUACCCUCCACACCCACUUGUUCGCCUUCUUGAAGUCCGACCUUGCAACAUCAGUAGGAGAGCAAAUGUUGAAGGUGGUGGAUGGCCUGAAAGACGACGAAGUGAAGGAGUUGAAAGGUGACGACGAUGACAGCCGGCAUAGGCUCGACGAGCUUAAGCCCCAGUGCGAGCUGCUGGAGGAGGCGCUAAAAAAGCUCGGGGGGACAGGCGCUGAUGCGCCAAGUCCCGUAACCAAAAGCAAGCCCUCCACAAGUGCACAUGUCCCAACUGCAGUGAUCACUGGGGAGCUUACCUGCAAUGGCAUGGAUUUGUCAAAACUUGCUGGAUUCCCUGAUUUUUAUCGGGCUUUCUGGCCACAAGCUAGGGCAGAAGUUGCGCAAGCCUUCGAUAUUCAGGAGUCGCAGGUGGAUGUUCGCGAAUGUGGCAACCAUUCCAUCGGCUCUAGCUUGAAACUUCGGGGUGACAAUCUGCCAAUGAAGAAGCAGAAGAUGGAGGAGAAGAUUCAUGCCUCGCUAUCGCGAGGCCUAAGCUUCAAUGGGCGUGAUGUGAGCAAUUGGUUGGCACAGUUCACGAAGCUACAGUCUCUGGUUCUUCACUCAAGGUUGGAUCGCCACAAAUUCCGUUCAGUUCCAUCAUGUUCUCAGCACGCCAGCUUUCACAACACAAUGGGCAACCCCGUGCCAACCAACUCAGAAAAGAACGAGCAGGUGAACGAAGCCGUGGAGAGGCAACAUGCAAGGGCGGUCUGGAUGGCAAUAUUAGGCAGGGGCGGAGGUGCCGCCUACACGUCGAUUUUCAGGCAGCAGGCUCAGGAUGCUCUGACUUGGGAGGUACAGGAAGAGAGAAAGAAGGCCAAAGACGAAGCAAAGGAGCAGACUGAGCAGGCGCAGAAGGCCGAAG